CUCAUAAAAGCUGGUGAUGCAACGUACCGGCCACAAGCGCAACUUUACGCACCAGCAGGAAGAGGAAGAGAAGAGGAGCGCCUGAACUCUCAAAGGAGCUCUGAGUUUUUCUCCACGGCCACUCGAAGCUUGAACAGAAUGAUGCUGCAGCACUCAGGUCCCUCGCUGGCCGACAUCAGCUGCUCCGCCCUGGUGCCCUGCCUGUCCCCACCGGGCACGCUCACCCUGGACGACUUCACCAAUUUCACACCCAUCGUGAAAGAAGAGCUGCGACUGGCCAUCCAGAACAAGAGGCUGUCCAACGGGCUCAGCGCCGACAUGAGCUCCGACGGCGCCAGCUCCAGCUCGGACCGUCCCUCGGAUAACCUCGCCUGUGGAUCCGCUGUGAGGAGAGAGAUUUCUCCUCAAGAACACGAGAGGAGGAAGAGGAGGAGGGAGAGGAACAAAAUCGCUGCUGCCAAGUGUCGCAACAAGAAGAAGGAGAAGACAGAGUCUCUGCAGAAGGAGUCAGAGAAACUGGAGAGUGUGAACGCCGACCUGAAGGCGCAGAUCGAGGAGCUGAAGCAGCAGAAGCAGCAGCUGGUCUACAUGCUCAACCUGCACAGGCCCACCUGCAUCGUCCGAGCCCAAAACGGCCAAACGCCCGAGGACGAGAGGAACCUCUUCAUCCAGCACAUCAAGGAGAGCACCUUACAACUCCACAACCUCACCUCCUCCACCGACACCUCCUCCUCCUCCACGUCCACCUCCUCCACCACGUCCACCUCCACAUUAGCACCUCUAGACGGAGGUUUUCUGACCCUCGAUCACAUUCAGUGUGCCAGUCACCUAUGAGUGAUGAGGCGCUUCUUGCCACUUUUCUAAGACUCGCAAAGCUUCAACCCGCUGCCAUCGAUGUAGCACCGAAGAGUGUUGGAGAGGGAGGUGGAGCCGCCGCACAGGCUUGCGACCUGAGAAUGACAGUGACGUAAAAAUGAACACCACCUUCAGAUGACUCCUCAGUCUCACUGACAAAGCUGCUGGAGAGAGAGAGACCUCCCACUCCCUGAAACUGAAGCUGCUGACUGGACAGGAAGUGAUACACAUCACCAUGACGUACAUUUUUUAUUUUCAACAUUACAGUCAGGGCCAAGGACAGAAAGCACUAAAAGAAAAAAAACAUAAACUGCAAUUGCUUUUAUUAUUACUAUUAUUAUUAUUAUUAUUUACUGUUUUUUUGAAUAGUUGAGAGUCUCAGUUAUUGUCUGAUUUUGUUUUUGUACCAAAGUGUGAUUUCAAGGUGAUCAAGGCACAUAAUUUAACCGUUCACCCACAAAGUAGAUGCAGAUGUGUGAGUGUGUACAGAGCGUUUGAGUGGCAAGUCACUGACUUUAAAAAAGAUAUUGUUGUUUGUGCUUAGUCUAUGAAAAGUAAUAUAUUUAUCAAGUAACUAGUGUAUGUCAUUACCGUAUCAACCCUGUCUGCUUGUCCUUUAUCGUCCUAAAUUUGCUGCUACCACUAACCACUCAGGACCUACGUGAGCUUUAGAAGUUGAUUUCAUGUUGUUUUUCUUUUGCUGUUUAUAUUGCCCAACUAAAGAGCUAACCUCAUUACAAGUCAGGUUGUUUUUCUGUCAGUCAAGGUAGCAGUCACAUGAGGGAAAUGUACUUUGCAGGCAGGGUUUACAAAUCUGCACUUAACGAGAAAAGCAAAAAACUAGAGUAUGAUCAUGUAAGCGGAUGAUAUCUUACUGUUCGUGAAUGACUGUAUUUAGGAUGUUUGGUAUGAAAAUCCUCUUGGCUUAGAGGUGGGAACACAAAAGUUGCUGUGGAAACUGUCAAGACAAGUUUCCGAUUUUACAUGUUUAUCAUGCCUUAACUGGUAGCCAAAGUUACUUUUGUUUUAAAACUCAAAAAACUCACAGAAUGGAUUUGUGCUCAUCUCAGCUGGUACUUUAAGUGCUGCAAAGGAAAUCAUAAAAUUCCACCGUGGACAUUAAUUUGAAACUCACUGGCAAACAAAAUUGCCUCAGAAAAAUGAAAUACUGUAUAUAAUCUCACAAGUACACUUUAUUUAUCACUGCGGUCCCUCUUAUCAUAAACAGAACUAAUGUUGCUUUUUACAUCGUCUGUGACGAUGAAGCUUCACGACUGUUAUUUUUCAGACAUGUUGUUUUCUACCUAAAUUUGUGUAAAUUGUAUUGACUGUGCAUUAAGCUGUGCUACUGUAUGUAAACACCGGAUGCCUCCUCUGGUCUUGACGGAGCAAAACAAACAAACAAAAAAAGAUUGUUAUUUUUUAAAAUGUAUUUUAUGAACAGCAUUUAGUUUGCAAGUUGUGUUCACUGGAUAUCGUUAGCUAGGUAUCGGAAGUGCUGCAUCAGCUUCUGGCUGGUCCUUUAACACACUUGACUCUGGCGUUGUAGAAGAUGAUGUGAUUAUUACACUCAGUGUUAUGAACUUUAUUAAUGUCCAGGCUUUAACUCACUGCCAAAUAUUUUCUCUCCUUCCACUCCCAUUUCCUGCCGCUGGCCUGUUCGCUCUGUAGUGAAGAACCCUCAAAAGAGAUGUGGUUUAUUGCGCAAACAGAAACUGAGGGAGUGUGAUGAGUGAGAAUCGAGAAGCUUUCUAUUCUAUUUCCUGUCAAAUCACAGAAUCGGUCCAAAGUGUCACAGUCCCUCACAAAGCAGACUGAACACUGAACAUGUUAGCACCAUUCUUGCUCUCUUACAGUUCAUAACAGAAGUGUAAUAAUUACUUUGUGUCAAUUCACAGUGAGGACUGAAGUCUCAUAUAUUAUGUUUGCAUGGUAUACGUUUGAGAAAAGGUUCAUAUGUUGUGUAUUCUGUAAGCGGUUGAAGGGACGCGGGCGUCGACGUGUGUUCGUAGUGUGUAUGUUGUCUUUGGUGGUUAAAGUUGUUCGUUGUCUGGUUGCUAGUCGUGGCUAAUAGCUGCUAGGCGCUGAGUUCGAUGUGUAUGUGUUCUACUGUGCCUGCUUCCACUGGAGGCUGUUUUGUUUGUCUGCCGCUGCUCGACUGUUGGAGCGUCGCAGCCUGAAGACACAAACUGUAGGCUGUCAGGUAAAACUGCACUGCUAAUACCAAUGUGUACUUCCAUCCUCGUGAUCUGUCCACUUUUGGUUUUGAUACUUUAUUAAUUAAAAUUAUGCACUGCAAA
Scatophagus argus is the source of this 3155-nucleotide messenger RNA. It is a transcript of the gene atf3, whose product is annotated as activating transcription factor 3. Bases 139 to 834 code for a protein of 231 amino acids. Gene Ontology annotation, biological process: regulation of transcription by RNA polymerase II. The record is from RefSeq and is a predicted model, not a curated record. The transcript has 4 exons. Gene Ontology annotation, cellular component: nucleus. NCBI's taxonomy places the organism in Eukaryota, Metazoa, Chordata, Actinopteri, Scatophagidae. Gene Ontology annotation, molecular function: RNA polymerase II cis-regulatory region sequence-specific DNA binding; DNA-binding transcription factor activity, RNA polymerase II-specific.